This is a messenger RNA of Motacilla alba alba, 3538 nucleotides long. It is a transcript of the gene TEC, whose product is annotated as tec protein tyrosine kinase. The transcript is spliced from 19 exons. NCBI's taxonomy places the organism in Eukaryota, Metazoa, Chordata, Aves, Passeriformes, Motacillidae. Bases 518 to 2518 code for a protein of 666 amino acids. The record is from RefSeq and is a predicted model, not a curated record. Gene Ontology annotation, molecular function: protein binding; ATP binding; non-membrane spanning protein tyrosine kinase activity. Gene Ontology annotation, biological process: tissue regeneration; adaptive immune response; B cell receptor signaling pathway.
CUACUAUCCUACAAGAGAUUUUGAUUAAAAGAUCACAGCAGAAGAAGAGGACUUCUCCCUUAAACUACAAAGAGAGGCUUUUUGUACUUACAAAGUCUAUGCUAACAUACUACGAAGGUCGACCAGAGAGCACAUGGGAAGCUGGUACUGUGUUGAAUAGUCAUCAGUGGCUUGUUUCCAGAUUGAGAGCCUCUCUUGAAUGGGACAUCCUAUUCUGCAUUUUAGUAUUUUCACUACUGAUAAUGUUGUUGGAAUAGAAGCUUGUUGAGUUCUCGGGUGAAAUAAAACUUGAAGGAGCUAAUGCAAUUCAGUGUGGACAAGUAAAAAAGGCGGGAAUGCUGAAAUGUUCAGAUACAGAACAGCAAUAGGUAGCUAAGUGUCAGGCUGUCCCCAGCAGGACCUGGGACCUGUAGUUGUGGAGUCCAUCAUCUGAACCUUGAGAAAGUAGCUAAAGCAGCAAGUGCCUUGGCUGAAUGACCUCUUGGAUCCUGUUUUGGGCUCUGGUCACUUGCCUGGGAUGCCUGUGGACUUGGGCUCUCCUCUCUGCAUGGCUCAGGCUGUCCAAGCCCAGUGCUCAGACAGCAUGGAGGCUGAGUUCAGGCUGAAUGCAAGGUGUCACUCACCCAGCAGCCAGAGGGUGGUCCUGAGCAGGGAGAAAACAGGGCAGAAAUGCUGCAGCUGGGCUGGGCAGACUGAGAGCUCUGUGUGUGUGGACUUCACAAAAAAACAAGAAGAGAAGACUUGUCUGAAAGAACCUGAAGAGAAAAAGUACAGAAAAGGAUCUGUGGAUAUUUCAAGGAUUAAAUGUGUAGAAGUUGUAAAAAGUGAUGGUAUUAUUCCAUGUCAAAAUAAAUAUCCUUUUCAGGUUGUAUACGAUGCUAAUACACUUUAUAUUUUUGCACCGAGUGCACAAAGCCGGGAUCAGUGGGUGAGGAACCUGAAAGAAGAAAUAAAGAACAACAGCAAUAUAAUGGUAAAAUAUCAUCCUAAAUUCUGGACGGAGGGAAUUUAUCAAUGCUGUAGGCAGACAGAAAAAUUAGCGCCUGGCUGUGAAAAAUAUAGUCUUUUUGAAAACAAUGUAAUGAGAUUGACCUCUUCGAUGCCAGAAAAAAGUGCGCGAAGGCCUCCACCACCUGUUCCUCCAGUUGAAGAAAAUGGGAAUGAAGAGGAGGAGAUAGUGGUAGCAAUGUAUGACUUUGAACCUACAGAACACCACGAUUUAAGAUUAGAGAAGGGUGAAGAAUAUACAGUGAUUGAGAAGAACGACAUUCAUUGGUGGAAGGCGAGAGACAAAUAUGGAAAACAAGGAUAUAUUCCAAGCAACUAUGUAACAGGAAAGAAGUCUAACAACCUUGAUCAAUAUGAGUGGUACAGCCGAAACCUGAACAGAAGCAAGGCAGAGCAGCUCCUCAGAAAUGAGGAUAAAGAAGGUGGUUUUGUGGUGAGAGACUCCAGUCAGCCUGGCCUUUAUACUGUUUCCCUUUACACAAAAUUUGGAGGGGAAGGUUCAUCAGGAAUAAGACACUAUCAUAUAAAAGAAACAGUGACGUCACCAAAACAGUACUACCUCGCAGAAAAACAUCUCUUUAACUCCAUUCCAGAAAUAAUUGAAUAUCACAGCCAUAAUGCAGCAGGUCUCGUUACCAGGCUGCGUUACCCCGUGACCCCAAAGAGGACGACAGCACCCACAACGGCAGGAUUCAGCUAUGAGAAAUGGGAGAUUAACCCCUCAGAACUGACAUUCAUGAGAGAGCUGGGGAGCGGUCUGUUCGGCGUGGUGCGCCUCGGGAAGUGGAGGGCACAGUACAAAGUGGCCAUCAAGGCAAUUCGGGAAGGUGCCAUGUAUGAAGAGGACUUCAUUGAAGAAGCUAAAGUAAUGAUGAAGCUAACACAUCCUAAACUAGUUCAGCUGUAUGGUGUGUGCACACAACAGAGGCCCAUUUACAUCGUGACAGAGUUCAUGGAGCAUGGCUGCCUUCUCAAUUACCUGAGACAAAAACGGGGAGUUUUGAGUAAAGACACUCUGCUUACUAUGUGCCAAGAUGUAUGUGAGGGAAUGGAGUACCUGGAGAGGAACAGCUUUAUCCACAGAGACCUGGCUGCCAGGAACUGCUUGGUGAGUGACUCAGGAGUAGUCAAAGUCUCGGAUUUUGGAAUGACAAGGUAUGUCCUUGAUGACCAAUACACAAGUUCUUCAGGGGCUAAAUUUCCUGUGAAAUGGUGCCCCCCAGAAGUCUUUAAUUACAGCCGAUUCAGCAGCAAGUCAGAUGUCUGGUCAUUUGGUGUUUUAAUGUGGGAAGUAUAUACAGAAGGAAAAAUGCCCUUUGAAAAAAGCUCCAACUAUGAAGUGGUAACAAUGGUUAGCCAAGGGCAUCGAUUGUAUCGGCCCAAACUGGCCUGUAAGCAGAUGUAUGAAAUGAUGAUGAUGUGCUGGCAGGAGAAACCAGAGGAACGCCCGACUUUUGAAGAGUUGCUUCAUGCAAUCAUUGACAUUGCAGAGGGUGAAGAUGCUUUUUGAAAAAAGGCAAUAGCAGCACAAGCAGAGAAAAUCAGGCACUUCCAAGAGAUAUGUGGCUUCAUAGUUUCUUUUUAAGAACUUGAUCCUGUGAGCUGUUGGGUGCUGCUAAAUAAACAAUGUGGGGAACCUGUAAUAUCUGAUGCACUCCAGAACAAGGAGAGUUUUCCAUGAUGUUGGGAAAUGAGCACAGUAUCUUCAGCAAUAUUAGCAAUCUCUGUAUCUUCUCUGAAAAGUCAGCAUAGCUGUAAAGUUCAGCUCUUUAGGGAGGGAGAAAAUGUGGCCAGAGGCCAGGAACCUUGAUUGUAUUUAGUGGGUUGAGGUUCAUGUACAUACAGUCCAUGUUUUUGGGUUUCUCUUUGCAUGGGCAAUAGCAUUAGUAGUGAUUUGCAUGCUUAAAAAUGGAAGGUAUCUAUAAAUGGCUUUUUACUGACACUGAAAUGUUCCCAGAGAUUCUCCAGAAACAUUAUUUUUCUUGGUUGACGGGUGUUUAUCAAGAAGACAAAAUGCACCUCUUUCAUUUGCACGUAGUAAGUUGUUACCAGCUCAGUUUAGCAUAACACUCUAAAAGCUCUGCUUCCUGAGCCAUGAUGUGCCUGGAGUCAUUGUAAAGUUGGUUUACCAGAGAUCUCCCAUGCUUAGUCUUCAUGUUACUAAUGAAAAAUAAGUCCAAGAUUCAGCACAACUGGCUGUCAGUGAACCAUAGUACCAUGUUUUGGAUUAAUUAUAAAAUUAUUUAUAUGCUGUAUGUACUGUAAAUACAUAAAUUGAAUGCAUUUAUUUAUAUAAAGUGGGGGGUUUUUGCCAUGAAAUGUUCAAGCAAAAAUGUGUCCUUCCUUCACUUAAACACACAGUUCUAUACAGGGGGGGUUGUAAAUGAAAGAAAUUCUCGAAUGUGUUUAAGAAGGGCUGGUGUUUCUGUCUGUUGUCUGUACAUAUAGUGCUCUAACCUUUCUGUUCAUAACAGAACAUAUCAUACUGCAUGUGUGUGUAAAUAAACUGAAUGUUAACUGUUGUUUGGAA